Molecule: messenger RNA, 3921 nt
Organism: Cladocopium goreaui
Lineage: Eukaryota; Dinophyceae; Suessiales; Symbiodiniaceae
Source: the annotation of a GenBank genome assembly
AUGCCUCGAAGCAAGGCAGACGCAACACUUUCUGAGCAGUUGAAGGAGUUCUACAGAUCCUUCUUCAAAGAUCCAAACUUCAAGCUCGAGAGGUUUCAUCAACUGGCCAGGAAGAAACACAUUCCUGCUGCGAUGGUUUCUCAAGCCCUCGAAAAAAAGAAGGCACCGUGUCUCUUUACCUUCUUGAACUUCAAACCCAAUGAGAGUUCUUUCAAAGCGGAGGAUGUCAAGGACGAACACAACUGUCAGCUGAUUCUCAAGCUCCUCGCGACGAUCGGACUGACAGUGCCUUCAACUCCCCAUGUGUCAAGGGCACUGGCGGUUGUAGCGAAGGAAGAGGAUUUGCUGGGGGCAUGGUCGGACCAGGAAGCUGACCUUCACAGGGGGCUGAUGCAGUAUGCCAUCCGCCGGACUGGUCGCAACCCCGAUUCGAGGAGUUGGGAUGCCAACAUGUCGAAAAUCAAAGGCAUGGUCAAAGAGCUGCAGAAGGCACGACGUCAUCCGAAUCCGAAAGUGAACUUGGAGAGGGUCACAGUGAGCACCCAGCCGAAGAAGAAAGCCUCACAAACGAUGAGUGUGUGCCCUGGGGAUCCAGCUGGCGGUCAACACCCAGAUGCCGGUAAGCCAGAGAUCCCGAAGGAAUUGGGCGUGUUCUUCACUUUGUGGCCAUGUGAGAAACCCUUUCCAGUACGAUCUGUCCCUGCAACUUUGCUGGCCGCUGCAGAAGCUUCGAUGGUCCAGCAGAAGAUGCGACAAGCUGCAGCAUCUUUCCAGCCUGCUGCUGGCCCAGCACCUGGCGAUGCGCCGAAGGCAUCCAGGGGAAAGGGCAAGGGCAGAGGUAAAGGGAAAGGUAGAAAACAAAAGGGUUCGGAGGAUGAAGGCAAGGAAGGCAAGGACGAAGAAGAACAGGAGAAUAGUGCCGACGGCAGCGAUGCCGACUUAGAGGAAGAGGACCAGGAGAUUCGAAAGGAGUUGUCAGAAAGUGAGGAAAACAAAGGUGAAGGGAAGACAGAAAGGAAGACACCCAAGCGAUCCAGGUCAUUCACCCUGGCGCCCUUGACUUCCAAGGGCCCUAGCAUUGGGGUCUUGCCACUGGCCGGAUCACUGGUGAGUUCAGAUCUGAAUAUGUGUCAAUCCAUCGAGGGCAUCAGUUACACUUUCCUGGGCAAAGCAUGGUGGAAUUGGCGAGUCGCCGGGGUCUCGGACUUGAGUUGGGCAGGGCAGGAUGUUUCUCCGGACUUGGAUGACUACCCGCCCAAACCACCUGGCCUCCCAAAUUGUUCUGCAUUUGGUCCACAAGAGCUCAAUAUUCCUGUGAGGCUAGAAUCUUUGGAUCUUCGUGGCAAGGACAGGUUCCAUGCCAUAGAGUACGUCGACCAGAUCUCUUCCCAGAGCAGCGCUGUGAACCGCCGUGCCAAGUCCUUGGUUAAAGCAUGGCAUAUUAUUUCAUCGAUCGUGGUUCUACUUUUGGAAGAAUUGAUCAAGCCACCCCAUCACAGAGAUGUGGACUGCCUGGAUGCCUUUUGUGGCAAAGGAAGGUUGGAUUUCGAUAUUUUGCGACAAGGGCAGGACAACGAUAUUACCACUACGCUGUCAAAUGGCAAGCGGCCCAAUUUCAAAUCUUCCUCCCUGGCGACAAAGGCAUGGCUACCUGAAGUUGAUACAGCAGGAUCGGAUGUCGGACGGCACUGGUCCUCAUCAUCCUACUAUGCCGCGCAGCAUACAUAUUUGUGGAGCAGCCACAAAGCUCUAAGCUCUUUAUGGAUGCCCUUGAAGCUUCGGAAAAAGCUAGGGUUGUCUAGUGCUGGAGUGACAGUCAAGAAAGUCAACAAGGAUGACCUGCCACCUCCAAAUGAUUGGAGCCAUGCCAACUUAGAACCGUUGCAGCAGUUCCUGAGAGAACAGGCUGCAGCAGGUGAGACACAAGACUUACCUGACACGCUUCCAGCGACCGACAUGGAGGUUCAAAACGCGUUGACAGGCAAGGGAGAGAAGGGCUCUAAGAAGGAAGAAGCAAAGGAAAAGAAAGGAAAGAAGGAAGCCAAAGGAAAGCAUAAGAAGACGAAAGAGGCUAAAGGAAAGAAGGCACAUAAGUCGAAGAAGAGCAAGAAGACGAAAGUCUUGAAGAAAGGAAAGACGUCUAAGGGGUCGAAGUUGAAGGGAAAGUCAAGCAAGGCUUCUGUCAAGAAGGGGAAAGAUGGACUUGCCAAAAGAGACUUGCAGAAAGAAUUCGACAGAGCAGCUUUGACAGAGCAAGUGCCAGCCACUCAGCCAGACAAGAGUUCAGACGAGGAAGGGGAUCACGGACAUGGACCACGACCCAAUUUGGUUGGCUACGUCUACUACUCUGCAAAAGACCAGUGGCAGUUGAAACUUCAAAAGCUCAUGGUCGGGGAGGACUACAAGCAGUGCAUUGUGGAGGCGGGUGGCUACAUACUCUUUUUCGAGGACGAGAACUGUGUGCUGAGCCAUCUUCCUGACCGCACCCAAUUUCCAUUGCGUGUCUUCAGGGAACCUGUGCAGGCACAGGCUUAUGCCCAGAUUCGCGCUUCGGAAAAGGAACAGGAAGAUGCAAAACGACAGAAGCAGGCAGAGACUUUAGCAGCGCAGAAAAAAGUUGAAGAUGAGAAGAUCUCGCAGAGCGUCGCUGAAGAACUUGCAGACAUAGAAAAGAACGCAGCAAAGGCAGCUGAAAAACUUGCAGAGCAAAAGGCUGCUGCAAAGAAGUUGCUUGAAGAACAGGAGAGGAAGAAGAGAGAGAUGGUCGAGCAACUGGUGGCGAAAGAGAUGGCAGAACGAAAGAUGGCUGAAGAGAAGGCAAAAGCGGCAGCACAGCAGAAGAUGGUUGAAGAGGCAAAGAUCGCAGAAGAAGUCGCGAGGAAGCUCGCAGAGCAGAAGGCCGCAGAAGAUGAGAAGAAAGCCUUGAAGGAACUUGAGGAACGACAGGAGGCUGAAAAGAUGGCACAAGAGCAGAAGGCAGAGAAGGAAAAGGCAGCGAUAGCCCAAGAAGACAACAAAGACGCAGCUCGCAGGAUUGAAGAACCGAAGAAAACAGAGGAGGAGGAGGAUAUCGCACUCAAAGUGGCACAGAUGUUGGAAACGGAGAACUUUUCUGACAACCAGCAGAGAUACACAAAGAUUGUAGAGUUAGUGCGAAAGGCCAAGGGGAUGAUGGGUGAAGAUACGGAACAGGAGAAGAAGGAGGAGGAAAGGAAAGCUGUGGAAGAACUCCUCUUGCGACCUGCAACGAUGGAUUUGACUACUCCACCGGCCACACCUCUGCCUGCACCGUCACCUAUGCCCGCACCAUCGACGUCACUUCCGGAUACCCCCUUGCCACCCGGCGAGGAAGAGGCUGAGAAGUUAAAGGCCGCGGCUUUGGAAAGACAUAAGAAAAGAAAUGCGCAGUGGGGCACGGCAAAAAAGACACCGGAUGACAUCAAGGAGCUUGGACAGAAAGCAAUUAAGCAGAAAGAAAAGACAGGUGACUCCAGCGCGCUUCACGAACUCUUCGAAGAGUGGAUCACUUCGGGUGAAGAGUGGCGGAAAUCGCAGCUGUUUAUCCGCAUCCAAAACAACAACGGGACGAUUGACAGUGAUGCCCGGGGCUGGGUUUCCGUAGCAGAGUUGGAAGCCAAGCUGGGACCAGCAGGUGCUGAUUCCAUGAUUACUUUCUUGGAAGCCACCGCCCCGGAAAAGUGCCGAGAUCACCCUGAUGCCCCGGGGGUCAAGGAGUGUCGACAAUACAAUGUGCUGAUCAAAGACGAGAUGGAAAAACGAAAGGAAGAUUGGGUGACAAAGACUAUGGAGUGCAAAGACGGCAGCUCUUCAGACUCUAGCUCUGAAGGCCCAAAGAGAAAGUCAAAGGGAAAGAAGGCACCAAUGGGGGUGGUAUCUGCAGAUCAUUUUUUAAAGCCAUGA